This is a messenger RNA of Epinephelus fuscoguttatus (brown-marbled grouper), 7576 nucleotides long. RefSeq names its product E3 SUMO-protein ligase ZBED1-like. The record is from RefSeq and is a predicted model, not a curated record. NCBI's taxonomy places the organism in Eukaryota, Metazoa, Chordata, Actinopteri, Perciformes, Serranidae. The transcript is spliced from 6 exons. Gene Ontology annotation, molecular function: protein dimerization activity. Bases 3672 to 5246 code for a protein of 524 amino acids.
AAUAGUCAUGAAAAUAAAGAAAACGCAUUGAAUGAGAAGGUGUGUCCAAACUUUUGGCCUGUACUGUAUAUGCUACCUUUGAGUCAAAUUCUGCAGAACUUUAAUGUUGACUAUCAUAGUUAUGCAGAUGACACACAAUUAUACCUAUCACUGUCCCCAGAUGACUACAGUUCAACAGAGUUGUUGUGUCACUGUUUAGAACAAAAUAAAUAACUGGAUGAGCCAAAACUUUCAGCUAAAUUGCAACAAAACUGAGGAAAUUGUUUUUGGCAGUAAAAAAAAUAGGAUUGCAAAUAGGAUUGCUGUUAGUAAAAAUACCUCGUGUCUUUAAAAGCCAGAGACCAAGUCCGAAACCUUGGUGUGUUGAUAGACUCAGAUCUGACUUUUAGCAGUCACAUCAAAUCAAUCACCAUAACAGACUUCUACCAGCUUACAAACAUAUCCAGAGAGAAGGGUUUCAUGUCCCAAACAGACCAGGUAUAGCUCAUCCAUGCUUUCAUCUCCAGUAGACUGGACUCCCCCAAAAGAGCAUUAAACAGCUGCAGCUCAUUCAGAAUGCUGCAGCUUCGGUUUUGACCAGAACAAAGAGAUCUCAGGAUAUUACUCCAGUUCUGAAGUCUUUACACUGGCUCCCAGUUAGCUAUAGAAUAGACUUCAAAGUUCUGUUCCUGGUCUACAAAUCACUUUAUGGUUUAGCUCCAGAAUACUUUUAGGAAAAGUUAAUGGAAUAUAAACCAUUUGCAACAUUUCAUUUGUAUACUCUUUUAAUCAUUUUAAAGUUACUUAUUGUUUUAUGCUGUAUUUUAGUAAGCUGUCUUUUUAUUUUUCUGCACUUUUUUAAUGCUUUUAAUGUUGCAUUGUUUAUCAUGUACAGCACAUUGAGUUGGCUUGUGUAUGAAAUGCACUAUAUAAAUAAGUUGCCUUGCCUUGCCUAAAAGUUGACUAAAAUGUCAUGAUUUUUUGUCAACUAAAAUGUUUUGAAUUUUUGUUGACUAAAAUUAUGAAGGAUAAAAAUGAUUAAAAUGUGACUAAAACUAAUAAGCAUUUUCAUCUAAGACUACGACUAAAUCUGAAGUAGCUGUCAAAAUGAACACAGCUUUGUAGAUGUGUCUGUUUGUCUGUCAGUUCUGAGGGUCUUCUUCCUGCCCUUCUUCCUGUUUGUUUGUCUUUCUAGUUAGUUAACUUAGUCAGAUGUCACGUUAGUAACUUCUUUCCACUCCAUUUUCAACCGCUUCUCCGAGGCCGGGUCGCUUAGCAAAGCACACCAGACGCCCCUUCUCCCCAGCAACACUUCCCAGCUCCUCCUGGGGGAUCCCUGUGGCUACUGGAAGGAUUUAGCUCCGGAGAUCGGUGGUGUAAUGUUACCUGUGAAUGCUGUACCCCAAUGCCCCCAGAAGAGGAAUACCUCAGUUGCAAGGAAAGGGACCGGUUGCAGCCUUAGCUAAAUGGUAAACAACAAACAUGGCACCACACCGGUAAGGUAAGACAACACGUUUACAUGUCAUUUUCUAUAUGUUCUCUGACAUUUAUCCUAACGAUAUGAGGCGGUCUUUGUGGAGAAAAAGCUUGUUUAGUGGACUAACUUUGCACUUGAAAGGAUGCCCGUUCAAUUAAGUUUUAACAGGUCUGACGCUACGGCUGUAUCUAGGCUAACGGCUAACAUGCUAACUAUUAUUUCUAUGUCACUAGUGACUUGAAACAAAUUUAGGACGAUAGGAGACAGGUUGAAAUAAACUGAAAUUUCUCUUUAAUUGGCCUCAAAGAUUCUGCACUAAGCUGGUUUAAAUCUUAUUUAUCUGAUCGUUUUCAUAGAUAGAAUCAUUUCAUCAUUUGAGACACAAUUAAUAUUUUUUGAACAAUGCAGUAGUAUUUAUUAAAAGCACAAUGUAAGCAGUGCUCAUUAUAAUCACACAAUAAUGUGCUAUUUAAAUCUUAAAAGAUUUAGCCCCCCCUCCCAUUCCUAGUUGUGGUAUAUCCCACACUCUUUCCAACGGGCAGGGCUGCUUGGCAGCAGUAGCCGUGUGGUUGGAACCGCUGUCCACAUCGCGCAUGGCAGGGUAAGAUGUUCACUCACACAGAUACAGUUUAACUUACACAAGUUACAACACAUCCCAUUUACUGUUACAACAAGCCCCAGGCCCAGGCUGAUAAUAUAAACUGUCUACAACAUUUCUCCUGCAUUGUUCAAAAGCCUACUCAAUUACGAGUGCUGCUAAGCUAAAAGCUAAUGAUUAAGCUCAGAGUUUAGUGAUAGUCAGAGAGGACAGGAGAGAAAGAAGAGGGAGAGGACAGGACAAGAGCAGUCACUGGCGGAGCAAUGGGUACCUGUCUGUAGGCUCUCCACCUGUCAGUGAGACAAACAUGAAAGACGUGCAGACGAGGAGUGGUCAUUACGUGCGACUAUUACGCACGGUUGUGGCGGAGCUGCUCGUAUGGGUACCUGUCUGUAGGCUCUCCUCCUGUCACUGAGACAAACAUCAAAGACGUGCAGAUGAGGAGUGGUCAUUACACGCGAAUAUUAUGCACGGUUGUGAGGUGCGCAGCGGCAGAUCUCACAGCACACUGUUUAUAAACCAGUUAACCAGUUUAAGUGCAGGAAAUGUUUAGUUUUAGUUUUAGUUUAGUUAGUAUAGACAUUCACUCUGUCUGUUGGAGAGAUAGAGAGAAGAUUAAAGCGUCAAAUUGCGGUACAAGAUGCUGUAUAAAAGACAGGCUAUGUCAGAAAUCCAUUCAUUCCCUGCACUAAAAUCCAUUCAUUCCCUGCCCUAACCCUCCUCUCCAGAAGGAGACACUGAACAUUUUAAUCUGCAACACCAGUAGGGAUGGGUACCGAGUUUGGUACUUUUAUUGGUACCGACCGAAUUCAGCCGGUAAUCCCGAGUACCAAUUCACGUAAAAUCAAACGGUACCACAUUUCAGUACCUGAACGCAUCCUCGGGACUUCGAGAGUGAAGGAGUGACAUUUUCGCUGCCUAUCGUGAAUGCAGCAUUGUACGCACGAGAGCGUGAUCACGUCAGUGGCAGCUAUCAACAAAGCAGCAUGGCUGAGAGAAAGAGGUCGAAGGUGUGGCUCCAUUUCUCAAAGUUGGAUGCAGACUACGCUUGCUGCAAUAUUUGCGACGCAAAAUGCAAGGCCAGCUACGGAAAUACCUCAAACCUGAGAAAACACCUGGUCAAGCACAAGGUGUUUUUAAAGGCUGACGACUGCACAGUAUUUGAUAGCCUGAAAGUUAAGGCUACUUCUCCCGGCGUUAGCACACUUGCAGCUAGCGGCUCGUCGUCACCUGCAACCAGCAUCGGGGCAGAAGAAGUGGGAUUAACGUUUGGUGAUGACGACGGUGAAUUAAGCGGGGCAUCAUCAGCUUCAUCGGUUCCAGGUAAUUAAUUAGAUUAGUGUUUAAGAUGAUUGGGCUUUGUUCUGGUCAUUGUAACGUUAGCUUCGCAUUUUAACUUGCCUUAGUUAUCAUUAUCAGCUCGGUUCCUCGUAUUCUCUAACUUUAACGUUACACUCUUAUUUGAUUACAGGUCCAUCUGUCCCUGUGUCAACUCGCCCUAGAGUUACACUUAGCGCUGCAACGGUGACCCCAUUCACCAAAGCCAAAGAGACUGCCUUUCCUCGCCAGAGAACUGACAAGUGUCACGGGGCUGUCACUGCUUUUAUAGUUAAAGGGAUGUUGCCCUUUACAACAGUGGACACCCCAUGGUUUAGGGAGAUGACAAGGGCCCUGAAUGCGAAGUACACCCCCCCCAAUAGAGACAAUCUUUGUAACACACUAAUACCAGCUUGGUAUAAUGUUGAGAAGAUUAAAGUGAAGGAAGAGCUGAAAGCAGUAAGCCAUGUUGCAGUGACUGCUGAUAUGUGGAGUAGUGUGGCUCAAGACCACUACAUCACAGUCACUGUUCAUUAUGUAGUUGAGGCUGAGCUGAGGGAGAAAGUCCUCCAUACAAGAGGAGUAUAUGUCUCCCAGACAGGGCCUGCUGUAGCUGAGGAAAUUGACGGCAUCCUCGAUGACUUUGGGGUGAGGUCCAAAGUGGUAGCUGUGACUGUUGACAACGCUGCCAACAUGGAUGUAGCUGUCAGGAAAAUGGGAGUUUUGAAGAUGGGGUGUUUUGCUCACACCCUGAAUAUAGCAGCCCAAAAGCUGUACAGUGUGAAAAACAUUGCCAACUGGUCAGGGAGGAUACGGUCUGUUGUGCUGUGGCUUAGAAGAAAUAGCCUUGCCAAGCCUGUCCUCAAAGAGAAACAGAAACUCCUAGGGCUUGGUGAUCAUUCCCUCAUAUUGGAUGUGAGAACCAGAUGGAACAGCCUCUUCUUGAUGGUAGAGCGGUUUAUAGAACAGUACCCUGCCAUCCAGGCUGCUUCAAGGGACCCACGCAUCAAGAAGGCUAUGGACCGAGACAGAUUAGAGAGAGUGUCAGAUGAUGACAUUAGCAAGUGUGAGGACUUUGUGGACACCAUGAGGGUCCUAUACACAUCCACAAUCGCUGUCUCAUCUGAUAAGAGUGCCACUGCAGGGCAGAUCCUCCCCAUCCUGGACAAACUGAAGGCCAAGUUUGAGGUGAAGGAUGAUGAUUCUCCUUUCAAGAGAGCCAUCAAGGAGAAGGUCUGGGCAGACCUCUCCCAUCGCUACACAGAGGAAACAAAUAAAGAGCUUCGACAGUUCCUUGAGGAGGCUUCCGCUCUAGAUCCUCGAUUCAAAGUCAAGGUUCAUGAUGAUGAGGCUGUUUGGACCCGCGUAGAGAAUGCAGCUGUGGCUCUCAUAAGUGGAAACAAGGGUGGAGAGGUGACCCAGGAGGAGGAGGAAGGAAGAAAUAAGCAGCAGGAGGAAGAGGAGGAUGGGUCUGAGGGCGAAGAGAUGGUGGCUGCACCUGUAAGAAGUAAGAAAAAGCUUUCAGCUUUGGGGGAGCUCUUUGAGGAUGAAGACCAGGCCCUGCUACUGCAGACCGAGGCAGACAUCAGUGCUCCCUCAGUGACUGAAAAAGCCAAGAAAGAGCUGCAAGUCUACAGGAGCUUUCCAGCAGUCCUCAGCUCAGUGGAUCCCCUCCUGUGGUGGAGGCAGAAGAGGGACCAGAUGCCAAUGCUGGCCAGCUUGGCCAAAAAAUAUCUGUGUGUUCAAGCCUCUUCCACUCCCUCAGAGCGAGUAUUCUCCACAGCGGGGGACACAGUCAGUGUGGAGCGGGCUCGGCUCUUACCCGAGAAAAUUGACAUGUUAGUGUUCUUGAAAAAGAACUGCACGAGGAAAUAAGACAUGUAGUUCAUGGUAGAAGGAGCAGUUUAUUUUACUUUAAGUUAUAGUUUGUAAUACUUUAAUUUAUAAAAUAUAAUACAUUUUAUUUAUUUUGACUCCAUCCUCUCAUUUGUUUUUAACUUAUUUGCCCUCCCCCACACACAUUUUUCCCAGAGGGGAAAGAGGAGGAAUAGGAGGUAGUAGGAGUGGGUUUAUUUUGUGCAAUAAAAAGAACUGCUGCAUAGUCAAUAGUCAAUUACCUUUUGAUAUUAUGUUACAAACAGUGUUAGAUGUUGUUUUAUCGUGUUUGAUAUUGAGAAAUAAAUGUUAGUUUUGACAAAAAAAAAAUUCUAAAUGAAAUAUCCUUUAUUAACACACAUACAUGCGAAAAAGUACCGAAAACAGGUUCCGUUGCGUACCGGUACCGAUUCCCAGGUACCGGGUAUCGGUACCGUAUUGGUUCAAAUGUGAAAGGUACCCAUCCCUAAACACCAGUCUCAGUGGGACUACGCCCACUUCCUGGGACGCCUCGUAUAAAAGGGCGGUCCAAACUGACACUCACUCUUUGUCCUUGGUUCCAAACAAAUGCCAUGCCAUGUGUCUAUUGAAACCACAUCAAUGUAAGUAAUGAAAGCUGCAAUGUGAUGAUUUAUUUGCUUCAAGAGUUUAUUUGUUAUUUUAUUCAUUUAUUCUGAUAUGACCUUAGUUGACAUGAAAUUUAAUAUCUUUGAUACUUGAUGAUAUUAAGUGAUAUUGAUAUUUGUUGAUAUUGAUGAUAUUACUUAAUGCUGUUUUCUGUCUUGUCUAGAACCAUGGCAAACUCAACUUUGAAACUCAACCUUUGGAAAAUAAACACUUGUUGAUUUAAUUGAAAACGUUUCCUGGUGGUGUGUGGCUCCAGUAGAACUCCAUUGUAUACAACAGGCUACAACUUUUUUUCCUUGUCCCCCCCCGGAAUUACUCUCUAAAAUUUUACUGUUUAUUGUCCCCCCAAACUAUGAAAUGGGAUUUUCGCCCCUGAACCUCGGAGUAAUAUUUGAUCAAGAUUUGUCUUUUAACUCCCAUUUAAAACAUUCGUUUUGUGUUUUCAUCUGCGUAAUAUUGCGAAGAUUAGGCCCAUCCUAACCCGAAAAGAUGCAGAGAAUUGGUCCACGCUUUUGUUACCUCUGGACUGGAUUACUGUAAUUCCCUAUUAAAAGGUAGCUCUAAUAAGUCUUUAAACACUCUCCCGGUAAUUCAGAAUGCAGCAGCACGUGUACUGACAGGAACUAAGAGGCGAGAACACAUUUCCCCUGUUUUAGCUUCUCUGCACUGGCUCCCUGUAAAAUCCAGAAUUGAAUUUAAAAUCCUACUGUUAACUUUGUAGUGUAAGAUUUAAUCUUUAAUCAGGUAAAGGUGUUCAUAUGUUUUUAAAAAAUAAAGUAAAACCAGGCCCAAACCUAAUGGUGGGAGAAUUUGGGGAUUUCCAGGCCCAGGGAUUACACCAUUAGGUCAUGUUUGGACAAGGGCCCAAGGGGCCUGCCACCAAUAGAUUUGGACCAGAUAGAAUAGGGCUAAAAAGAAAAAGACCUGCCACCAGUAGGUUUGGGCUUGGGAAGGAAGGACUAAAGGAAAAGGGUGGAGAUUCUCUCGAAUCUCCACCAGCAUAAAAAGGAGAGCUCAGAAAGCGAAACUUCAGUCUUGCUCCGGAGCCUGACUCAAUGAGUUCUAUGUGUUGAAGCCUGUGAACACAUUAAACUCGAUUGCACCAGAUUCUAUUUGACUCCAGUGUUUCUCUAAGUGUCAGCUAACUGAACCUAAGAUACUAAAUCAACUCAGAGGACGAUCUGCAGGAGAAGUAGAAGACAAGAUCGGGAGCCAUCUGGCCCACAUCCAGGCACCGAUUUUUGCUUCUACAAGUGGCGAGUCGAGCCAGGAGAGAGGAGAAGUCAAAACCGGAGACUGGAGCACUGGGCUGCCCGCCAGACAUACAGGUGGCCACCAAAAUAAGGUAAGCAGAGCUUUUUUCUGCCUAAACCAGGUGUGUCUGGGGUGCAGUGCUGGGGCCUCCCAGGUCAAAGGUAUUUGGCAAAUUUCCCUCCUCUAAAGAAUCUAAUUGUGGUGUGCUGAUUGAUUAGAAAAUAAUUAAGGGCAUUAUUGAGAUACAACUAACAUCACUGGAGACGGUUGGGUCUGGUGCAAUAAGUGUGAUCUUGGAGCGGAAAGAGUGUAUGAGUGUGUGUUGAAUGUAUGGUAACAAAGAUAGUUAAGAAGAGAUAGUUAAAGUAUUUAAAGUAUUAAGAAGACAAAUAAGAAUAAGAAGUGCACAAGAGAAGAAACAAUCUCUAAGAGUUAUACAGGGGAGAGAA